GAAAGCCUUUUAAAGGUUGAUCUAUCUUCCGUCUUUUGUCAAUAUCCCGUGACAGUUUGCAUCGUUUUGUAGAUCCGUGGACAGUGUUCGUGGAUUCUGUAUAAAUUAUAUGUUAUAACUUGCUAUGCGUGCAUAUUCUCUGUAACUUACGAUUAGAGCCGAUUUACUUCCAUACUAUUGAUAUACGCUUUUGUUCGGAAUGAUUAAUUUUUAAUAAUAAGAAUAAUUGGACAAGUAUCACGUUAUAAAGACGAUUGACAGAUCAUGUAAUAAUAUACAACAAACGUAAUGAAACAACGUGUAAAAUGUCACGGAGAUUAAACGAAAAGGAAUAAAAAUAAAUAUUUAAAUUUCAUUGAAAUUAAAACUGAACAUGUAGUACAUGUUUGUAAAUUUGUGUUUUAUGUAGGGAGAAAGGUGUUGCUUCUUUAAGACUUUACAAAUUGUUUCCCAUGAAAAUAAUUCCAUUUCACGUAAAUAUGGAAAAACUGUAGAGAUUAUAAUUACAACUUUGUGAAUGGUUUACGAAGCGUAACCUUCACGCCGAUCUCGAAUAGAAUGGAAGUACGUGAAAUACUCAUAUUGAUUUUUUCUCACAAUUACACGUUGUCGUGAAAAAUAAGAUGAACAGACAGUUUUACGAGAAAAUGUUUUUAAAAAUAGCCUAUAAUAUGAUAUAAACAUCGAAAAACAGUAACAUUUAACCGAAGAAAUUUUAACCAAUAAAUAAUGUGAUUAUUGUAAAUAUACUUUGUUUGUUAUAAAUGUUAUAUUUACGCUUUAAUUUUACUAUUUUUCGUAUUUAUAAAGAAUAUUUGGACAAUAAAAAUUGUAAAUAAACAUGGCUGAAGGAAUUCCAUUGAAAAUUGCUUUCCUGGAGCUGAAUGUCCCUGCAAUUGUAGCUUUCGGCAAUCCUUUGUUGGAUGUUUAUGUGUUUCUGAAAAAUAAGGAUAUCUUGAAAAAAUAUGAUCUUACGGAGGAUGGGGAAAUGGAACUCCCCAAUGAAAAAAUGCAGGAGAUAUUGGCAGAUUUACCACAAGAUUUAGAACAAAAAAUUAGUGCUGGAGGAUCUGCACAAAACUCAAUGAGGAUUUUGCAAUGGCUCUUUGAUGACACCUUUAAGAAUCAAUGCAGUAUCUAUUGUGGAGGUCUUGGAAAUGAUCCUAGGGGAGCAAUGUUGGAAAAUUUAGUUCGCUCUGCAGGUGUGGAUGCCAGAUAUGCAGUUCAUUCGAAUCUACCUACUGGACAUUGUAUAGCCCUGAUAAACGAAUCAUCCCGUAGUCUUGUUGCUAAUAUAGGUGCAGCUGGUGUAUAUACUUUAGAUGAUUUUAAGAAAACCAAUUUAUCAUUUGAUACAGUAAAAAUAAUUUAUAUCGAAGGAUUUUUCAUAACGCACAGUUUUCCUGUAGCAAAGGAACUUGUCAGAUUAGCAGAAGAAAAAAAUAUAAUUAUAGCCUUUAAUCUUAAUGGACUAUAUAUAUUCAAUGAUCAUCAUGCAGCAAUUUGUGAAAUGGUUGGCCAUGCAAAUAUUGUAUUUGGCAAUGCGAGAGAAAUGAAAGCUCUGGCUCAAUCGUUAAACAUUAGAUAUGAUGAUGUAACUGAUAUACCAUUCUUACUAAAUAGCUUAAAAAGAAUUACAGUUAAUGCUUCUAGUACAACUAAUAAAGAUUGGUUACGUCACGGCGGAAUAUUUGUUAUGAGUCAAGGUGAAUCUGCUCCAGCUAUUACAGUUUGGGGGAAGGGGGAAUCGGUUCAGGUGCAACCAAUUAAACCAAAGGCUCCUGUUAUAGAUACAACAGGCGCUGGAGAUUCUUUGGUAGCUGGUUUUUUAGCAGGUGUUUUAGUUCAAUGGAAACCGCAACGUUGCUUAGAGUAUGGUUGUAAAGUAGCAUCUUUCAUGGUAACGAGACUUGGAGUUACGCUACCAGCCAAAGUGCCAUUGGAUUUAGUAGUAUAUAAUACUAUAUUUGCUUGUUGAGUUUUAUUAGAAGGAAGUCGUGAUAAUAGCGGUAUAAAAUUUUGUGUCUGUUUAUGUGCGUCUAUAUUGUAAACAUAUAAGCUCAAUAUUUAUGUAAUUGUUACAUGGAGACAAAUUUUUAAUUUAUGUAAUGUGUUAUGUCGAUGUUAGAUUUAUGAAAUCUACGAAUGACAAUUAUUGUAUUUUUGUGACAAAAGUAAUAUAUAUUUAUGGUAUAGGAUUUCUAAUAAGCAUGAGUAAUCAAGAAAACAACAAAACGUUGCAAGGGAAUUUAAUUAUGUUAUUAAGUGUGCUUCAGAAAUUGCAAAAUUACCAAAUGUUUUAGUAAGGUUCUAAGUUUAAGAAAAACGAAACCUAAAAUUUUAUUUUAAUAUGUACAUAAAUAUGAUUCUGUUGUAAGCAGAUUGAUUUUUAUUGUAAGAGAUACAGUAUUGUAAAUAUUGUGUAAUCGUGAAUUACUAGAUAUCAAUUUAAAAGUAACAGGGAAA
Messenger RNA from Colletes gigas, 2466 nucleotides. RefSeq names its product adenosine kinase-like. NCBI's taxonomy places the organism in Eukaryota, Metazoa, Arthropoda, Insecta, Hymenoptera, Colletidae. The coding region runs from base 842 to 1978 and encodes 378 amino acids. The transcript is spliced from 6 exons. Gene Ontology annotation, cellular component: nucleus; cytosol. The record is from RefSeq and is a predicted model, not a curated record. Gene Ontology annotation, molecular function: adenosine kinase activity. Gene Ontology annotation, biological process: purine ribonucleoside salvage.